This is a messenger RNA of Anisakis simplex (herring worm), 621 nucleotides long. Lineage: Eukaryota; Metazoa; Nematoda; Chromadorea; Rhabditida; Anisakidae. The record is from the annotation of a GenBank genome assembly.
GUGUUACGUAAACGAAAUCAUCCGGCCAUAUUGAAUGCGGAGUUGUGUUUCAAUGAAGCGAANAAUCCCUCCCUCAGUAACAUAAAUAAACUGUACCAUUACUUCGUUCGCAUCGAACCCAACCCGAGCAGCAUAUCGCGUCGAUGCACGGCCAUUAAUUACGAUGGCAAAUCGUUUCAAUUCGAAGGUUUCUCGGUGUUCUUCCAUCGACCUUUGCCCACUCUCUUGCCUCAAACACCGAUAUCGCGUUUCACAAAUGAUUAUCAAUUCAAAUUCAUCACCGAACAACAUCCACCCGAGAAUUUUACUGUGUGCGAUUUGGAAUUAUUUCACAAAUAUUUAUUCGAUGAAAUAAUGGAAAUGUUCGAUCUGAAGCGGUUCGCUUUCGAGGAGACGUCUGGAUGUCCUUACUAUCAUUGCAUGCCGCGAUUCGUCAGACCUUUGCCAGAUAACGGUAAAGAGCUGCUGCCAAUGUCGGUGGUAUUGGAUUAUGUGCUGGAGAAUUAUAAGCCUUUGGUAGGGGAUGAUAAAGAAGCGGAGAAGUUGAAGGAUGACACUGGUGAUGCGUUCCGGGAGUUUGCUGAUAGCAAUCGGGGAAUGUUGAUGAUUAACGCGAAUAAG